ACCGGAAGCGGAAGUUGCAUGUCUGGGUGCGGAGGCGCCAUGGAGCGGGGGAGCGGGAGCGGAGCGGAGGCUCAGCGGGCUGGGCCUCCGGAAGCUGAGGUUGGGCCCGGGCCAAGCUCCUCCAGUUUAGUGAGCGCCACCGGCACCAACGGAAAGGCGGUUGUGUGUGAGCGGUGCGGCUCCCGGGUGCUGGGCCCAGGGACAGCGCGGUACCGGCGAAGAGAGCUCUUUCUUCCAUCUAUGAGGCAGAGAGUGGCACUGGGCACUGAGGAAAGCUCAGUAAAAGGGGACAUGCUACAAGAACACUGGUUCGUUGAUGACAUGUACACCUUUGAGAAUGUUGGCUUCACCAAGAACGUGAACAAUAUCAAGUACCUGGUUUGUGCCGACUGUGAAAUUGGGCCCAUUGGCUGGCACUGCCUGGAUGACAAGAAGAGCUUUUAUGUGGCUUUGGAUCGAGUGCAGCAUGAAUAGUGGGCAGUCAGGAGCCAGCAGGGGCACAGGACAAUUCACUGAUGGGGUGAGUCUGUCUCUCACUCUCCAUUCACACAAUGCCUACAGCCUGUUACUGGCGCUGGAGACAGACUGCCUCACAUGUUAUCACCAGUGGAAAACUACAUACAAAUAUUGGUGUGAGUCCCAGCGCAGAUUGCAAGCAGCAGCUCACCAGUCCAGUAUUCUAGGGUUAUGUGCAGCAAUGUUCUGACAAGCUGAUCGCUCAACCUGGAUCUUUUUGUUUAUUAAAAAAAUUCUAAAUGC
Carcharodon carcharias (great white shark) is the source of this 759-nucleotide messenger RNA. It is a transcript of the gene rabif, whose product is annotated as RAB interacting factor. Lineage: Eukaryota; Metazoa; Chordata; Chondrichthyes; Lamniformes; Lamnidae. Gene Ontology annotation, cellular component: membrane; cytosol. Bases 19 to 474 code for a protein of 151 amino acids. The transcript is spliced from 2 exons. Gene Ontology annotation, biological process: post-Golgi vesicle-mediated transport; small GTPase-mediated signal transduction. The record is from RefSeq and is a predicted model, not a curated record. Gene Ontology annotation, molecular function: guanyl-nucleotide exchange factor activity; zinc ion binding.